Durusdinium trenchii is the source of this 366-nucleotide messenger RNA. NCBI's taxonomy places the organism in Eukaryota, Dinophyceae, Suessiales, Symbiodiniaceae. The record is from the annotation of a GenBank genome assembly.
AUGCCAGGUAAGAAAGAGCUUGUUUUCCUGGAUGAGAAGGACUACCUGCGGCUCUUCCGCUUAGAGCUGGAGGAACAUGCUAAGAGGGCGUUGUUCCGCAGGACGAGGCGCUUCUUGCCUUUUGAAGACUGUGUGAAGUGGGUCCGUGCCAUGGGCUAUUGGGACAGCCAGCAAGAGUGGGAAGAGUGGAUUGCGCUGGGCGAGAAGCGGAACCCAUACAUUCCAACCCGCCCGGAUGAAUACUAUGGAAAGCUCGGGCAGUGGAAAGGCUGGAGCUACUUCUUGGGAUCGAAAGAAGGCGUGGAUGAAUGUGAAGAUUGCCCGACAACCCAGCAGGGAGCCCCUUCUUUGGGAUUGACUCAUUGA